Wickerhamiella sorbophila is the source of this 267-nucleotide messenger RNA. RefSeq names its product Transcription and mRNA export factor SUS1. Gene Ontology annotation, molecular function: chromatin binding; transcription coactivator activity. Gene Ontology annotation, cellular component: nuclear pore; SAGA complex; DUBm complex. Lineage: Eukaryota; Fungi; Ascomycota; Dipodascomycetes; Dipodascales; Trichomonascaceae. Bases 1 to 267 code for a protein of 88 amino acids. The transcript has 2 exons. Gene Ontology annotation, biological process: regulation of transcription by RNA polymerase II; poly(A)+ mRNA export from nucleus; positive regulation of DNA-templated transcription. The record is from RefSeq and is a predicted model, not a curated record.
AUGACCCAAGUGGAGGAAUACUUGGCGAAAAGCGGCGAGCUGGAGAGGCUCUCUAAACAUUUGCAUGAGCGCCUCGAGCAAAGCGGGUGGUACGACCAGGUGUCGACGCUUGCCAGCGCGGAGCUUAGCGCUGCAGACAGUCUUAAUUUCGACAGCAUAACUCAACAGGUGACUGCCAAAGCAAUGGCUAUGGUGUCUGAAGACAUUAAAGUGGAAAUGCUCCAACUGAUUCGGUCAAUUGUGGAUCAAGUUGUCGAAAAGGUUUAA